This is a messenger RNA of Charadrius vociferus (killdeer), 5399 nucleotides long. It is a transcript of the gene PBRM1, whose product is annotated as polybromo 1. Gene Ontology annotation, cellular component: RSC-type complex. Gene Ontology annotation, biological process: chromatin remodeling. NCBI's taxonomy places the organism in Eukaryota, Metazoa, Chordata, Aves, Charadriiformes, Charadriidae. The coding region runs from base 1 to 5076 and encodes 1691 amino acids. The record is from RefSeq and is a predicted model, not a curated record. The transcript has 30 exons. Gene Ontology annotation, molecular function: chromatin binding; protein binding.
AUGGGUUCCAAGAGGCGAAGAGCUACCUCGCCUUCCAGCAGCGUCAGCGGAGGAGACUUUGAUGAUGGCCACCACUCCACAAAUAUACCAGGCCCAAGCAGAAAGAGGAGGAGACUUUCCAAUCUCCCAACUGUAGAUCCGAUUGCUGUAUGCCAUGAACUUUAUAACACCAUCAGAGAUUACAAAGAUGAACAGGGCAGGCUCCUUUGUGAGCUUUUCAUUAGGGCACCGAAACGAAGAAAUCAGCCAGAUUAUUAUGAAGUGGUUUCUCAGCCAAUUGAUUUAAUGAAAAUCCAACAAAAGCUAAAGAUGGAGGAAUAUGAUGAUGUGAAUGUGCUGACUGCUGAUUUUCAGCUUCUCUUUAACAACGCAAAGGCUUACUAUAAGCCAGAUUCUCCUGAAUAUAAAGCUGCCUGCAAAUUAUGGGAGUUGUAUUUGCGCACAAAAAAUGAAUUCGUUCAAAAAGGUGAUGCAGAGGAGGAAGACGAAGAUGAGGACGGACAUGACAAUCAAGGCGCAAAUUCUGAAUUAUCAUCUCCAGGUUACCUGAAGGAAAUUCUUGAACAGCUUCUUGAAGCUGUAGCUGUUGCCACAAACCCAUCAGGACGCCUCAUAAGUGAACUGUUUCAGAAACUUCCUUCUAAAGUGCAAUAUCCAGAUUAUUAUGCAAUAAUAAAGGAGCCCAUAGAUCUUAAAACUAUUGCCCAGAGGAUACAGAAUGGGACUUAUAAAAGCAUUCAUGCAAUGGCCAAGGAUAUAGAUCUUCUGGCAAAGAAUGCCAAAACCUACAAUGAGCCUGGAUCACAAGUAUUCAAGGAUGCAAAUGCGAUUAAAAAAAUAUUUAAUAUGAAAAAGGCUGAAAUUGAACACAGUGAGUUGGCCAAGUCAAGUCUCCGAAUCAGGACUCCAUCAAAUUUGACUGCUUCCAAGCUGACAGGUCCUUCCUCACAGGGUAAAGGCAGUGUUGGUGAUGAGAGAAAUUCUUCUAACAAAUAUUAUCGUAACAAAAGGUCAGCCCAAGGGGAUCGUUUAUCAGCAAUAACCAUGGCAUUGCAGUAUGGAUCAGAAAGUGAUGAGGACGCAGCUUUGGCUGCUGCUGCUCGUUAUGAAGAGGGAGAAUCUGAAGCUGAGAGCAUUACUUCCUUCAUGGACACUUCUAAUCCUCUUUAUCAGCUUUAUGACACAGUUAGAAGUUGCCGAAAUAAUCAGGGCCAGCUCAUAUCUGAACCCUUUUUCCACUUACCCUCCAAGAAAAAGUAUCCUGAUUAUUAUCAGCAAAUUAAAGCACCUAUUUCAUUGCAGCAGAUCAGAACCAAACUGAAGAACCACGAGUAUGAAACUUUAGAUCAGUUGGAGGCUGAUCUGAACUUGAUGUUUGAAAAUGCCAAGCGCUACAACGUUCCCAAUUCUGCCAUCUAUAAAAGAGUACUGAAAAUGCAGCAGGUUAUGCAGGCAAAGAAGAAGGAACUUGCUAGGAGAGAUGAUAUUGAGGAUGGGGACAGCAUGAUUUCUUCUGCUACAUCUGAUACUGGAAGCUCAAAAAGGAAAAGUAAAAAGAAUAUACGAAAGCAACGAAUGAAGAUCUUAUACAACGCAGUUCUGGAAGCUCGAGAACCAGGCACAGGCAGACGGCUAUGUGAUCUGUUUAUGGUUAAGCCAUCCAAAAAGGACUAUCCAGACUAUUAUAAAAUUAUCUUGGAGCCAAUGGACUUGAAAAUGAUAGAACACAACAUCCGGAAUGAUAAGUACAUAGGGGAAGAAGCCAUGAUUGAAGACAUGAAGCUCAUGUUCCGAAAUGCAAGGCAUUAUAAUGAGGAAGGCUCCCAGGUAUACAAUGAUGCCCAUAUGCUGGAAAAGAUCCUUAAAGAAAAAAGGAAAGAACUGGGGCCCCUAGCUGAAGAUGAUGAUGUUGCGUCCCCUAAACUAAAGCUAAGUAGAAAAAGUGGCAUUUCUCCUAAAAAAUCAAAAUACAUGACUCCAAUGCAACAGAAAUUGAAUGAGGUGUAUGAAGCAGUUAAGAAUUACACUGAUAAACGAGGCAGGCGACUGAGCGCCAUCUUCUUGAGGCUGCCAUCUCGGUCUGAACUUCCUGACUAUUAUGUGACCAUCAAAAAGCCUGUUGACAUGGAAAAGAUCAGAAGUCAUAUGAUGGCAAAUAAAUACCAGGAUAUUGAUUCCAUGGUAGAAGACUUUGUAAUGAUGUUCAAUAACGCUUGCACAUAUAACGAGCCAGAAUCUUUGAUUUAUAAAGAUGCCCUGGUCCUGCAUAAAGUUUUGCUUGAAACUCGGAGAGAGAUAGAAGGAGAUGAGGAUUCUCAUGUGCCCAAUGUCACUUUGCUGAUUCAGGAACUUAUCCAUAACCUUUUUGUAUCUGUUAUGAGCCACCAGGAUGAUGAGGGCAGGUGCUACAGCGACUCCUUAGCUGAGAUUCCAGCUGUUGAUCCCAACUUCCCAAAUAAACCUCCUCUGACUUUUGAUAUUAUCCGAAAAAAUGUUGAAAAUAAUCGCUAUAGAAGAUUGGACUUGUUCCAGGAGAAUAUGUUUGAGGUACUGGAGAGAGCGAGGAGAAUGAACAGGACUGAUUCAGAGAUUUACGAGGAUGCGGUCGAACUUCAGCAGUUCUUUAUUAAAAUUCGAGAUGAACUUUGUAAGAAUGGAGAGAUUCUUCUGUCACCUGCUCUCAGCUAUACCACCAAGCAUCUUCACAACGAUGUAGAAAAGGAAAAGAAGGAAAAGCUGCCCAAAGAAAUAGAGGAGGAUAAGCUCAAAAGAGAGGAAGAGAAGAGAGAAGCUGAAAAGAGUGAAGAUUCGUCUGGAUCAGCUGGGCUGUCAAGCUUGCAUCGGACCUACAGCCAGGAUUGCAGCUUCAAGAACAGCAUGUACCAUGUAGGAGACUACGUGUAUGUGGAGCCUGCUGAAGCCAACUUGCAACCUCACAUCGUCUGUAUUGAGAGGCUGUGGGAAGAUUCAGCUGGAGAGAAGUGGCUCUACGGGUGUUGGUUUUAUCGACCAAAUGAAACGUUUCAUCUUGCAACACGAAAAUUCUUGGAGAAAGAAGUUUUUAAAAGUGACUAUUACAAUAAAGUUCCUGUUAGCAAAAUUUUAGGCAAAUGUGUGGUCAUGUUUGUCAAGGAGUAUUUUAAAUUGUGUCCCGAGAACUUCAGAGAUGAGGAUGUCUAUGUCUGUGAGUCACGUUAUUCUGCAAAGACUAAAUCUUUUAAGAAGAUUAAACUGUGGACUAUGCCUGUAAGCUCUGUAAGAUUUGUCCCACGAGAUGUGCCCCUGCCUGUGGUCCGUGUUGCUUCUGUGUUUGCUAAUGCAGACAAAGUGGAUGAGGAGAAACACGCUGAAACAUUGGAGGACAGUAAGGUGGGAGAAGGUAUCCUUCAUCUUGAAAAGGACAAAGAAGAUGUUCCGGUAGAAAUGUCCAAUGGAGAACCUGGUUGCCAUUACUUUGAACAGCUCUGCUACAAUGAUAUGUGGCUUAAGGUUGGGGACUGCGUCUUCAUAAAAUCACAUGGGUUAGUGCGACCUCGGGUAGGAAGAAUUGAAAAGAUGUGGGUGCGAGAUGGAGCUGCGUAUUUCUUUGGUCCAAUCUUUAUACAUCCUGAAGAAACUGAACAUGAGCCAACUAAAAUGUUCUACAAGAAGGAAGUGUUUUUGAGUAACUUGGAGGAGACCUGUCCGAUGACUUGCAUCUUGGGAAAGUGUGCUGUUCUGUCGUUCAAAGACUUCCUCUCCUGCAGACCAACAGAAAUCUCUGAAAAUGAUGUUUUUCUUUGUGAGAGCCGCUACAACGAAAGUGACAAACAAAUGAAGAAAUUCAAGGGGCUGAAGAGAUUUUCACUCUCUGCAAAAGUUGUAGACGAUGAAAUAUAUUAUUUUAGAAAACCCAUAGUUCCUCAGAAGGAACCAUCUCCACUACUGGAAAAGAAGAUUCAGCAGCUGGAAGCAAAAUUUGCUGAGUUGGAAGGAGGCGAUGAGGACAUGGAAGAGAUGGGAGAAGAGGAAGGUGAUAUGACUGAGACACCUUCUAUGCCUCAGCUUCAGACUCCGUUAGCUAGUGAAUUGGAUAUAAUGCCUUAUACUCCACCACAGUCCACUCCCAAGUCUGUUAAGGGCAGCACCAAGAAGGAGGGAUCAAAAAGGAAGAUCAACAUGAGUGGGUACAUCUUAUUUAGCAGCGAGAUGAGAGCUGUGAUUAAAGCUCAGCACCCAGACUACUCCUUUGGAGAGCUCAGCAGGCUCGUAGGAACUGAAUGGAGAAACUUGGAAGCAACAAAGAAAGCAGAAUAUGAAGAGCGGGCAGCUAAAGUUGCUGAGCAGCAGGAGAGAGAGCGAGCAGCACAGCAGCAGAAUUCCUCCCCCCGGGCAGGCACUCCUGUCGGGGCUCUUAUGGGGGUGGUGCCGCCACCAACACCAAUGGGAAUGCUCAAUCAGCAGUUGACACCCGUUGCAGGCAUGAUAAGUGGCUAUCCACCGGUGCUGCCACCUUUGCAGGGCCCAGUUGAUGGCAUUGUUAGCAUGGGCAGCAUGCAGCCACUUCACCCAGGGGUGCCCCCACCCCACCAACUUCCGCCAGGUAUGCCAGGCAUCCCAGGCAUCCCACCACCCGGUGUUAUAGGCCAAAAUGUGUCCCCCAUGGUAGGCACUCCAGCACCCGGCGCAAGUCCUUUUGGACAGCAGAUAGGAAUCCUUGGCCCGCCGGGACAGCAGGCACCCCCUCCGUACCCCGGCCAGAGCCCAGCAAGUCAGCCAGUUAUGCAGCAGCCCACAACUCCCAUGUUCGUCUCCCCUCCACCAAAGACACAGAGGCUUCUUCAUUCUGAAGCCUAUCUGAAAUAUAUUGAGGGGCUUAGUGCUGAAUCAAAUAGUAUUAGCAAGUGGGACCAGACCCUUGCAGCACGAAGACGAGAUGUCCACUUAUCAAAAGAACAGGAGAGCCGACUCCCUUCACACUGGUUGAAAAGUAAAGGGGCUCAUACCACAAUGGCUGAUGCAUUAUGGCGUCUGCGAGACUUGAUGCUACGAGACACCCUUAACAUCCGUCAGGCGUACAACAUAGAAAAUGUUUAGUUGCAUAAUUGCUUCUUUCUUUGAUACCGACAUAUAAGGAGUUUUGUGGAACAAUAGCUGUUUUAGUUACUGGGUGGGGAGAGAUAACCGACAAUAAUUUGUAUUGCAUUUUACUGUACAUUGCAAGACCAUUUUUAUAUAAGGACACUUUUAAUAAGCAUAUUUCACUUUUUGUUAUAUUAAGUUGACUUUAUCAAAUACACGGAUUUUUGCAUAUGUUUUCUUUGUUUGAAAGGCGAUUUCAUAAUUGGUUAAGUGUAGUCAAGGAUUCAUCUUUCUUAUACUUUAUUGCUGAGAAUCUGAUGCCAUUGUUUUUAUAUAAA